ACCCCUGCCACCCGACAGUCAUGCUCUCGUACAGUGCUGUUGGGCACUACUGUAAUACUGACAGUGCUCUACUCCAGUGGCAUUGGUGGAGGAGCACCAGAGUCUCCAGAGUGUGAAAUGUCUGUGGACACUAAGGGGACAGAGGAAUGCUUUGAGCUCAGUACCAAAAUCACAAAGUGAAAUGGCCAACGAAGACAGACACAAACUUGUUUGUCUUUGAGACAGACCUGUUUGUAUUUUCGAAAGGGGUUGCCUAAGAACAAACCUGCUCUGUGCCAUUUAACUCCAAAAGGCCCUUUAGAAUGAUUGUGUAGAUAUGAGAGGCUUUUGAAAGGUGGGCGAAGGAGCUAAAAGCCACAUGAGGAGUCCAUUAUUGGGUCUAGUGUUGGAGGAAGCCCCCUGAUCUGAUGGUAUCAGUGCCUUAGGGCAGGGAAAGUGAACGGAACAAAUGCUAUCAGGCAGCAUCGACUAAAAAAAGAGGAUCUCUAUCUCUGUCCAUGAAACUCAGAGUAGCCCAAAGCAAAAGCACACGCAUAAUACCACAGAUACACCCACACAGAGACACAGACACAAGUAUAUAAUUCAGCUCAAGGGGUGUCAGCAGCUUACCUGAAGACUGACCAGCCAAAACAGACGUGCAAGGUAUCGCAGCAGAAAAAGCAGGAUGAUGGAAGAAAAAGGAAGAGAGAAUGGAGUGGCAGCCAUGAAAGCCUGCUACCGGAGAUUUGAUCCUGCCGCGUAUCUACAGUACAACUACACUCCACCACGGGCUGACUUCACAAGAAAAGACAGCAUUGUGCCGUGGAAACUGGCAUGCCUGCACAGAGCUUUUACUGAAGGUGAUAUGAGUGGUGAGCUCCUCGUGGACAUAGGUUCAGGUCCCACCCUGUACCAGGUGAUGAGCGGCUGUGAGGUUUUUAGUAAAGUGCUCCUGACAGACUUCCUGGAGGUGAACCGGCAGGAGCUGAGGCGCUGGCUGCAGGAUGAGGGACAAUGCAGUCUUGACUGGACACCAUACCUACAGCACGUCUGCAAACUGGAGGGACGAAGGCCUUCAGCGUGGACUGAGAAAGCUGCAAAGCUACGUCAGGUCGUUGCGGACAUCCUCCCCAUUGACGUGCACUGUUCUCAGCCCCUGGCUCCUGACGCCCUUCCUUCAGCAGGGGCUGACUGUCUGGUGUCCUGCUUCUGCCUGGAGAGUGUCAGCCCUGACCUUGCUGCCUUCACCAGGGCCCUUGGCCACAUCGGGAAGCUCCUGCGCCCUGGUGGGCACCUCAUGCUCAUCGGAGCCCUCGGUGAGAGUUAUUAUCUUGCGGGGCCUGGGGUGAAGAUCCCAGUGGUCCCACUGAAUGAGGCCCAGGUCUGUACUAGUUUGAAGGAGAGUGGAUACACUCUGAUCCGACUGGAGGUUUACACACUGACUCAGGAUAUGAGGGUGGGGGUUGAUGAUGUGACUGGAGUGUUUUUUGUAAAGGCAAAGAAGGAUUAACAAGGAAGAAAGUAAACAAGUGAGAGAAAAGCAAAGAAGGCAGAUAAAAAAAUCUCAAAGAAGAAAUUAAAUAAGUCACUAUUCAGACUGAAAUAAUAUAGAUUAAGCCUGGGUAAAUGUUUAGCAGUUAUUUAGAAAGUGGAUUGCUGAUAAUGCUGAGAAUAAAAUGCACACAUAUUUCUGUUUUGAGUUAGAACCUGUGCUUUAGUCAUUUUAAGGUAUUCCAGUUUCCACACUGGGCUGGAAUAAAGCUAUUCACUUUAUUCCACCACAUUUUGUCGCAUUUUCAUCAUGUUACUCCGGACCUCCGUCUGUCUUUCUAAGAGUGAAAGUAUACGAGAGUCUAUUUUGCUGCAGAAGCACUUAUUGGUUUAGUAAAGGCAGCCACCUCCUGCAGUUCCUACAGCAUCAAGAAUGUAAACAUUAGUACUACAGUAUAUAGGCAUAUCACAUAAAAUCCCCACAGGAAUUACCCAGCCGUAUGUAAACAGCAUGUGCUUAUCUUCGUUCAGCUGCUAAUUACUCAAAAGGUUGAGAUGAUUUUUGAUUGUAUGAAUAAAAAUGCAAUGCUUAUUUAUUCCUUUUUUUCUUGGUACUAUGUGCUAUUUUAGGGAAUCGUUUUAUAUUGCCAACUGGAAACGUCUUUGUGUAAUUAGAAGGAUUGAACACUGGGUGUCGCUACUUGAUCAUCUUGAGUUGCUCCUCAAAUCUCAUCACACAUCUCUUUAGUAAAGAGAUAUCAUUGUUGUUGUUGCUAUUAUUAUUAUCAUUAUUAUUAUUGCUGCAAAACGGUUACUAAUUGUUCUCUAAAUUCGAUUACAGUGUGUAAAGACACUAUUAACAGCUUCUUUUGUGUUCCUCUAACAUUAAAAAAAGCUUAACAAAACUAA
Molecule: messenger RNA, 2379 nt
Organism: Oreochromis niloticus (Nile tilapia)
Lineage: Eukaryota; Metazoa; Chordata; Actinopteri; Cichliformes; Cichlidae
Gene: pnmt
Product: phenylethanolamine N-methyltransferase
Exons: 5
Coding region: 665-1489 (274 amino acids)
Cellular component (GO): cytosol
Molecular function (GO): phenylethanolamine N-methyltransferase activity
Source: RefSeq, a predicted model, not a curated record